AUGGUUCAGCAAACCAUAGAUUCUAAAUUUAGUGAAUAUGGGAUGGGAGCUACUGAAUCCGAAUUGCCCGUUCAUGAUAAGCAACUGUCAGUUCCUGUAAAGAAGACUGCGUUAAGAGAUCUGCAAAAUGAUAUUAGAGUUGCAAUGCCCAACUCUAUUGGGAACUCUCCUCUAUUAAAGAAUGGAGGACCCAUUAGUAAUGCUCCUAGAGUUUUGGGCACCAAGAGACCUUUACCUGAACCUGAGUGCCCGAUGAGCCUUCCUCAACACCAGCUCCCCAGUAGCAGUGCUGCAAAUGGGCAUCUUGUCUAUGUUCGUAGAAAGUCGGAAGCAGAUGUAGUCAGAAGUAGUACUUGUGAUAAUGCAAGCAUUAAUGCUGAUUGUCAGGUAUCAAGGACGCUUAGUCACCACGAGGCAAGCACCCGACCCAGUCACCACGAGACAAGCACCCAACCCAGUCACCAAGAGGCAAGCACCCGACCCGUAUUCCAAACAAAGGAGUCAAAAGUUUAUUGCAUUCCGGCUUUUGCACCUUUUCCGAUGUCAGCUUCAACCAUCCAGCCUGGAAAACCUUCAGUUAAUGCCCCACAUUGUAAGUCUGGUAUAAGAAUAGCACCAUCAGGAUCCAAUCCCCUUGCUUCUGCUACCCAAACAUUGGCUGGUUCAAAGGGACUCAGAAAUCUGCACUGGGAAGAGCGAUGUCAUCAAUUGCAGUUGCUAUUAAGGAAAUUGGACCAGUCAGAGCAAGAGGAUUAUCUCCACAUGCUGCGGUCGCUCUCCUCAGUUGACCUGAGCAAACAUGCAGUUGAGUUGGAAAAGAGAUCAAUUCAGCUUUCACUGGAGGAAGCAAAAGAAUUGCAGCGUGUUGGGUUUUUGAAUGUUCUAGGGAAACCUGCGAAGCAAUUCAAAGUACCGUCAACUCAUCAAGACCGAUCAGAUAAGUGA
Molecule: messenger RNA, 945 nt
Organism: Prunus armeniaca (apricot)
Lineage: Eukaryota; Viridiplantae; Streptophyta; Magnoliopsida; Rosales; Rosaceae
Source: the annotation of a GenBank genome assembly